AUGUUUGUCAGGAUCAUUCAGGAGGCUGAAAUCCUGGCCCAAACAUUACUAAUACCACUGAAACUACAGCAUAAAAUCACCGCUGCAGCAGCAGCAGCAGCAGCGUGCUUCAGCGAGGAUGAUUUUUACUGUCCCGUCUGCCAGGAGGUGUUCAAAACGCCUGUGAGGACCGCGAACUGCCAGCACGUGUUUUGCAGGAAGUGCUUCUUGACAGCUAUCAGAGAAAGUGGAACACAUUGUCCUCUCUGCCGGGGGAGCGUGACUAAAAAAGAAAGAACGUAUCCCAAAAGGGCUUUAGAUGUUGAAAACAGCAUGAAGAAAGCUUCUGGGGGCUGUAGAUGCUGUGAGAAGCAGGUUAGGUUUUCAUGGAUGAGACAGCAUUAUAAAACAUGUAAGAAGUAUCAGGAUGAAUAUGGUGUUUCUUCUAUUAUUCCAAACUUACAGAUUUCCCAAGAUUCAACAGGGAACAGUAGCAGGAGUGAUGCAAUAUCUGAUAAUGGCGAGAUGGCUAAUAAUCAAAUACUUCAAGGAGAAACAAGUGGACACCCAACCUUCAAAUGCCCCCUGUGUCAGGAAGCCAAUUUUACCAGACAACGCUUGCUGGAUCACUGUAAUAAUAGACAUCUUUAUCAGAUAGUUCCUGUAAUCUGUCCUAUUUGUGUAUCUCUUCCUUGGGCAGAUACUAACCAGGUUACUAGAAAUCUUGUUAGUCAUCUAAAUCUAAGACACCAGUUUGACUACGGAGAAUUUGUGAAUCUUCAGCUUGAUGAAGAAGCCCAAUACCAAAAUGCAGUUCAAGAAUCCUGUCAUGUGAACUUUUAAAGUAUAGUCCCCCCUUCAUCCUACUGAUUAUCUGAGAGAAAAAUUACAUUAAUUCUGUUGGUGAUCUGAAGUGUAUAUUAAUAAAAAUGGUAUUCAGUAACCACUUUUCAGGCUUAACUUUUCUACGCUCAUAAAGACUUUUCAUAAAUGAUUUUGCUGAAACUCAAACUUGACAUCUUCACUCAGAUCUGUCCC
Nipponia nippon (crested ibis) is the source of this 1017-nucleotide messenger RNA. RefSeq names its product ring finger protein 138 (gene RNF138). Gene Ontology annotation, molecular function: single-stranded DNA binding; ubiquitin protein ligase activity. Lineage: Eukaryota; Metazoa; Chordata; Aves; Pelecaniformes; Threskiornithidae. Gene Ontology annotation, biological process: double-strand break repair via homologous recombination; DNA double-strand break processing involved in repair via single-strand annealing. The record is from RefSeq and is a predicted model, not a curated record. Gene Ontology annotation, cellular component: site of double-strand break; nucleus.